CUAGCUGUUUUGGUGAUGUGCGUUCAUCAUCACGUGUGCGGGAGCUCAAUGAUCCUGGGACUUUGGUUGUCAUGGUGUGAAGCUCCACCCUGGAAAGAGACGAUACACAAACAAAGUGAUGCUCAAAAGCUGAAAGAUAUGAAUCACUGGAGGAGAAAAGUUCAUAAACACAGAGAUCAGAAACCCAUUGGAAGUAUGCUCAAGUGGACUCUGUUGCUGGUGUGUGUGAGUGUGUGUCUGGGUCAGAAUCCCAUCAACACCGACCCGGGAGAAGAAACAGAACUGACCUCUGAUCAUCAUGACCGCAUCACACUGAAACAAACCUAUGCUCAAUUGAUGAAGAACAGCAACAAACUGGGUGUGUUCAUCGCUGCUGCUGCAGGAACUCUGACGCUGAUGGCUGUGGUUUACUGCAUCUACAACCAUUUCUACUCCAAGAACAUUUAUUCACACACUCAGCUACAUGAAUCUGAUAUCGCUCUGGAUCUGAGCAGCUCGUCCUCGUCGGUGUUUUCGGGUUAUGUGAUGGAGGGAUGGAUGCAUCAGAGGAUGGAGAAAGGCGGAGGGAGUUACGGCUCUCUCUCUGACACUCCUUCAAUAAUCACUCUCCCUCCUCCUCUUUCACCUCCUCAGCGAGCGUCUCCCUUUCACUCGCUCUCUCUGUCCAGACCGCCGCCUCUGAGAACUAUUUCAGCCCAGGAUCUGGAGAAGAGCUUCCUCUGAGACCGUCCACACACCCGCUGUGACUCUUCCUUUGUGUGUGUGUGUGUGUGUGUGUGUGAGAGGGUUCAAUUUACAGCUGCAUGCAAAAGUGGCAUGACCUCUGACACAUUAUACGGCUUUUAUAACCUCUGCUGCAAACAAUAACCUCUCCAGAUUACAAUGCAGGGCUGCUGUUACUUUGCUGAAUGUAAAAUUCUUUAAAGAUUUCAUGAUAUGAAUGUUCUAUUCUAUUCUAUUCUAUUCUAUUCUAUUCUAUUCUAUUCUA
Megalobrama amblycephala (Wuchang bream) is the source of this 988-nucleotide messenger RNA. RefSeq lists its product as uncharacterized. Lineage: Eukaryota; Metazoa; Chordata; Actinopteri; Cypriniformes; Xenocyprididae. Bases 16 to 723 code for a protein of 235 amino acids. The transcript is spliced from 4 exons. The record is from RefSeq and is a predicted model, not a curated record.